ACAAGCCCCACUCUUCUCCGUAUCAGAAGCGAAUUGGAGUUUGCGCUGGAGGGAGAUGUUUUUGUACCCGUCAAGAAACUAAGUCAGUAGAGGGAACGGAAAGAGUUCACUUUAACAGUCCUAGCAUAAUAACUCAAACACGAGAUUGGAGUUGAACGGUGGGAGUGUACAGUUAUGGAGCUUAUUAAAGAAGAAGCUGCACCGGAGGAUGACAGCAGAGGGCGGCAGAGGGAUGGUCUGACAAGUGUCGUCUCCUCAAAACAAAUGCAAAGAACCCAGUUAGAGAUCUGUCCGGGUUUGGUGUCUGGAGAUGCACAUCUUAUGUGCCGCGGCCGGGAUAGAAGCGACCCGGAGCCCAAGGCUGGCGACGCAGCAAGUGAUGACGGGUUUACUGGGGACAAAUCAAAUAAUAAGAGAGAAUCUGGUUGCACUAGAGUAAACAACGAGGGGCUGUCAGAUGGCCGCCAGGGCAAAAAGAAACACCGGCGGCGACCCUCCAAGAAGAAGCGCCGCUGGAAGCCUUACUUCAAAUUAACCUGGGAGGAGAAGAAAGAGCUAGAUGAACGCGAGACCGCCCGUGCGUCACGGGUGCGCGCUGAAAUGUUCGCCAAAGGUCUGCCCGUUGCCCCAUAUAACACCACACAGUUUCUGAUGGAGGAACACGACCGCGAAGAACCUGACCUCAACACGGAGCUGGGAGGCAGAAAAUCCACGGCGAUCCGCUCCGAUGACACGGCCAGCGAAGAUGAGAAUUUUGAGGUCGAAGAUGAGGAGGAGGAGGAGGGAGCCGUUGGCGGUGGCGGAGGCAGCGACGGUAUGGGCAGACCCGGCCACGCAGGCGGAGAGUUUUUGCAGAGAGACUUUUCUGAGACAUAUGAACGGUACCACGUCGAGACUCUCCAAAAUAUGUCUAAGCAAGAACUGGUCAGGGAAUACCUGGAGCUGGAGAAGUGCAUGUCACGGUUAGAGGAGGAGAACAACUGGCUUCGCCACGGCCGGAGAAAUCCCGAGUCCCCGGUUGACGCCACCAGCGCUCAGCGCUUGCGGGAACUAGAGAUUGAGGUUGAGAGACUGAGAGCCGAGAAUAACGAGUUAUUACUCAAAACCCCCCAAAGUAAAGGUCCUGGACUCAACCAGACGUGCUGAAUUAAUGUUUUAUUUUUGUUGUACACGUCAAAUUGUUGCUCUGUCUUACUGUAAACAGCAUCUCUGUGGUAGCUAAAACCAUCUCAGCCUUUGCCAUCUGAAGUCAAUGUUUUCCCGACAGAAAUUUUUUAUUAAAUAUUUCGUGCGGUCCCACAUAUUUGGUCAGUCCAAAAUAAUAUACGUGAUUUGUACUGUUAAACGGACAAAACGAAUAGCCUACAAUGUUAUGUAAAAUAUAAAAAAAAAAAAAACGGUGAGAAACUACUCUUAAGGUUGGGCGAGUCUUUGUCAUAACAUCACAAAUGACAUCUCAUAUAAUUUCAGUUUUGUUAAUUUACCAUGAUCAUUGAAUAUUUAAAAUUGUAUUUUAUUUAGAAACAACAAACAUGCAGCGCUUCUGAUUCAUAUUUGAUGGCGCGUAUGCUUCAGUGUGUUUAUGCAUGACAAUGCAUGUUUUACCCAAAUAUAUCGUCUAUUAAAUUUUAGAUUUUAGUUCAAAUUUUAUUCAUCUUAUGUUGCAGGUUCUAUUCUCUGUCAGUCUUUACAUGAUAAAAAUGCAAAACUUGGAUUUAUGAGUCAUUUAAAUUUUUUCAAGCAACCAGGUAUUAAUUUUCAAUUGUACUUGCAAAAAUUUUGCAUAUAGAACUAAAAUAACUCAUAUAUUUAAAAUUUAAAUAUCUAAUAAUAAAUGAAUGAAAGUGUGAUGCAUAAGCCUGGAAAUUAUAUCUACUAAAUUAUUAAUUUUGUCAGAAAGGUAGGAAUUUUUUUAAGGAAUAUAAAAUUCAGAUUGAAAAGUAAGUCAAUAUGACCAUGAGAUUCAGAAGGACAAAAUAUUUUGAAAGCAAAUAUGAAAUGCAGUUGUGUUGCAGCCCCUUCAGGACUUGGAUGCCUGUGUUAAUAUGAAUUUUCUAGUACACUUUCUCACUCCGCUCUAAGAUAUAUCACUGGCUUUGUGACUUUACAGAAAGUCUUUAGUCAGAAGUUGUGAUAAGGUAUUUUAUCAAAGCAGUUUGAUCCGGUGUUUAUAUAUAUAUGUAUAUAUAUAUAUGUGUGUGUGUUUAAACUUAUCUCAGUGUAAAACUCAGUCUUGAGUAAUUGUAAUAUCACUAUAGAGAUAUUCCAACUUACAGAGGCUAGCAUCUCAUAUAUACUGAUAAACUCAAAUUCUUG
Molecule: messenger RNA, 2316 nt
Organism: Carassius auratus (goldfish)
Lineage: Eukaryota; Metazoa; Chordata; Actinopteri; Cypriniformes; Cyprinidae
Gene: hexim1
Product: HEXIM P-TEFb complex subunit 1
Exons: 2
Coding region: 175-1146 (323 amino acids)
Biological process (GO): negative regulation of cyclin-dependent protein serine/threonine kinase activity; negative regulation of transcription by RNA polymerase II
Cellular component (GO): cytoplasm; nucleus; nucleoplasm
Molecular function (GO): cyclin-dependent protein serine/threonine kinase inhibitor activity; 7SK snRNA binding
Source: RefSeq, a predicted model, not a curated record